CUAUGGCGGAGGCGCCGGGCGCACCGGAGGAGUGCCCCGGGACCGGCAGCGCCCAGGCGGGAAGGGCGGCCGCCUGCCAGGGAUGCCCCAACCAGGGGCUGUGCGCGGCCGGCGCGGCCGGGCCGGACCCGGCGGAGGCGGCGGAGCUGCGGGCGCGGCUGCGGGCGGUGCGGCACACGGUGCUGGUGCUGUCCGGGAAGGGCGGAGUGGGCAAGAGCACCUUCAGCGCCCUCCUGGCGCACGGGCUGGCGGCGGACGAGACCAAGCAGGUUGCUCUGCUGGACAUAGAUCUCUGUGGGCCAUCGAUUCCUAAAAUUAUGGGUCUAGAAGGAGAACAGGUUCAUCAGAGUGGAUCUGGAUGGUCUCCAGUGUAUGUUGAAGAAAACUUAGGUGUCAUGUCAGUAGGAUUCUUGCUUAGUAGUCCUGAUGAUGCUGUCAUCUGGAGAGGACCAAAAAAGAAUGGGCUGAUCAAGCAGUUUCUGCGUGAUGUGGACUGGGGUGAAGUGGAUUACCUGAUCGUGGACACGCCCCCAGGAACAUCGGAUGAGCACCUGUCCAUCGUGCAGUACCUCAGUGCCUCCCGCAUCGACGGCGCUGUCAUCGUCACCACCCCCCAGGAAGUGUCACUUCAGGAUGUUCGGAAGGAGAUCAACUUCUGCCGCAAGGUGAAGCUGCCCAUCAUAGGUGUGGUGGAGAACAUGAGUGGCUUUGUGUGUCCCAAGUGUAAGAAUGAAUCUCAGAUCUUUCCCCCAACUACUGGUGGUGCAGAGAAGAUGUGCCAGAACUUGAGUGUUUCUCUCCUGGGUAAAGUGCCUCUGGAUCCACAGAUAGGAAAAAGUUGUGACAGCGGCCAGUCUUUCUUGGCUGAAGCACCCGAGUCCCCCGCUACAUUGUCUUACAGGAAGAUCAUUCAAAGAAUUCAGGAAUACUGUGAACAACACCAUUUGCAAGAAGAAAAGAUAAUGUAAUUCUCAACAUUCGUGUAGUUCUUCCCUCACUAGAAAGCUGUGAAAAUGAGUCUGCAUCUGGAUUAUCAAGUGCAUUCUGCCUCCAGUGUCAUGGUACCAAUAACCUGACUGUGAAGGUAGCAGUUGAAGAGGUGAGAAAACAACCACAUUUUACUUAGGAGGUUGGGGCAUGUGCAGCAGCCUUGGUUCUGCCUGCUGCACAAGGGUGAGCAGUAAUGCCCCUUCCCUCUCCCAGAAUAACAUCAUUUAAAUGUCUCCUUUCAUUGGAAAAGAUCUGUGUCUAGAGUGAAAGCUGGGGUAAUAUUAUAGUACAUGUGCACUGCUUUAUUUAUUUUUUUACAGGUAUCAAAACAAGAUUAAAUUUUUAGCUAUACAUAACGGUGUAGUUCUACAUAUCUUCACAUAAGUAGUGGGUGAACAUGGUUCGUGACUUCUGUUUUCUUUUAUUUGACCUUAAGCCUGAACAUUAAAAAUUAACAUUCAGUAUUUUUAAUAACAAAGAGGCCCCUUGUAUUUGUAGUUUCAAAGGUCUGAAAAAACAAUAUUGUGUACAAGAGGGAAAGGCAGUUUGGUUUUGUUUAUUGUAGUUCCAUAGUUAAACAAAUCAUUUACAGUUAAACAAAUUUAUUACAUGUAAUUUCUGGUUAAGAUAAUCCAACAGUUUGAAGUUGGUUGGCAACUUUUCUGAAAGCAGUAUGCUCCUUGUAAACCAUGAGCACUGUCUGUGCUCACACAAACAACUUUUUGGUGAAGCUUUUAAGUAACAAAGGCUUUAAACCUUCCAGGAUCUAAAGACUCAAACACAAAUGACUUUAUUUCAUGCAGGCAUAAUUCUAGAAGAGCUUUAUGUAAAUAUCUUCCCAUGAAGAACAACUUUCAUGAAUUACUUUUUUUACUGCUCAUCCUUUACUCUUCCUUAUUUGGUUACCUAGUGCCUGUCUUCCCAUGUUCUUCAGUGCCAUCUUCUGCAAUUCUCCUGCUCUGUCCUGUUGAGGGAACAGAGCACACAUGGCUAUAAGCAUAACCUGGGACACAGGGAUCUCUUGCCAAAGCAGGGAGCUGCCAGCUGGAAGCCUGAAGGUUGAAGAUGGCUCUUCCAGCUCUGCUUAAACAGAGGCAUUAGAAUUAUAGCAACUCCAAGGAUUUAACUUAAGAACAUUCUUCAGGAGCUUGGAAGCAGCUCACUUGUGGAGCUCAGCAGGCUUCCAAACAUGGAGCAAAGUAACCUGGGGUUAUGGCUCUUCCAUGUGACACUGCCAGAGAGGCUUGGUAGAGAAUCAGGAUUAUCCUGGGCUCACUGCAGGAACUGAGACCCAGGAAAAGCCAGCACCAGCCCUGAGAGGCAGGUUGGCUGUUCUACCCCAUGGGCUGAAGCUCAGUACUCACUCUUGGGAACGUCUGUGGUGCCAAACAAUCUUGAGGUUACUCUGCUGAUGUUUUUUUGUCCUCCUAACUUGCAGUGGAUGUAGCCAUAUAAAUUAGCAGUCUGGAGGGAGAUCCCAGCAAUCACGAGAGCCUGUGGACAAACAAGAGUUCAGCGGGAACAAACCCAUGGCUGUGCACUGACUGUGUAGGAUACACACGUGUGUGUGUGUACACACUAUCCAGAUAAGUGUGCUGUAACAGGGGGACAUUACUCCCAAUCAUAAGUGGCCUUCAAAGACAUGCAGUCAUGUCAAACACAAUAGUUCCUUUCUACAAAUAUUUAUUUUUAUCAAAACACCAAUACCAGUUGUGUCAUUCUGUAUCUUGAAAGACUUCAUUACCUUCCUAAAAGCACUUACUCAAAAAAGGACUAUUUAACAGAUUCCUGAAACAUUUCACUUUUUUAAAGCCCCAUUUAUGUCUAAAAGUUUUACUUCCAGAUAUAUGGCACACCCGCAGGCCUGUUCAGCUGACAAACAACUUAUUAUAAACAAAUAAGAUCUGUAAUUUAUGGAUUUACAAAGAGCAUCUAUAGAUUCCCUACCUAGCAUUGACAGGCAGUGAAAAUAAUCAGUUCCUUUUGUGGUACUUCAGGUUUAGCAGCAGGUGGAACCAAUCUGACUAAUGCAGUAACUUAUAAAAAUGUUUCUCUUAGCCUUCAGAACCAGUUUCCCAGAAGUGAUUUUAUUUUUGUUUGAGUAAUUUGCCUUUUACAAGCACCUGGGCAACCUGCCUUCUAUGCCAGUUAGAGUUCUAUCUCCAAGCAGCUUUUGGCUUAGCAAACAAUCUCUGCUUUUCAAAAAUAAAGGUGGAGCCAUGAACAAAGAAUGCUGGUUUAAUUUUAACUAUUGCUUGUUUA
Molecule: messenger RNA, 3252 nt
Organism: Camarhynchus parvulus
Lineage: Eukaryota; Metazoa; Chordata; Aves; Passeriformes; Thraupidae
Gene: NUBP1
Product: nucleotide binding protein 1
Exons: 12
Coding region: 3-968 (321 amino acids)
Biological process (GO): iron-sulfur cluster assembly
Cellular component (GO): cytosol
Molecular function (GO): ATP binding; ATP hydrolysis activity; ATP-dependent FeS chaperone activity
Source: RefSeq, a predicted model, not a curated record